AUGGGGGGGCUCCCGGGCUGCGAGAGGAGGCACAAAGCCGCCUUCCAGGGACCCGCGGAAGCGUCUGCAAAGGGCACAACAAAAACCCAGCGAGCAGCGAGGUCCCCUCAGGCCACCGGCAACCCGGGAGCCGACAGCGCCCGGAACCGAGGGACCGCAGCGCCCCGGGCAAGGCACGAAGCUUUUUGUUUCCUGCCGCGACCCCUCGGCCGUGCCCAGGCUGACAGCCGUGGCCCCCGCCCGCUCCAGACCCCGCCCACCGCCUCAUCCAUAUUCAGGCGGCGGGGCGGGGCCCGCCCCCGAGUCUCUCCAUUAUUCAUGAGCUUUCGCGCGCUUUUGCUGACCACGUGGGUGGGUUUCGCGCGGGAUCCGGCGGGGCGGGAAGAGGCGGCGGUGAUGGCGGACUCCUCCGAGGCACAGGCAGCAGCCACCAGUCCCGUCCGCAGCUCACGACGUGGCGAUGCCUUCACAUCCAGCCCCGGGCGGGACCUGCCCCCCUUCGAGGAUGAGUCUGAAGGGCUCCUGGGGACCGAGGGGCUCCCCGAUGAGGAGGAGGAGGAAGGAGAAGAGCUCAUUGGGGAAGGGAUGGAAAGGGACUACCGCCCCAUCCCCGAGCUGGACGUGUAUGAAGCUGAGGGCCUGGCCCUGGACGAUGAAGAUGUGGAGGAGCUGACGGCCAGCCAGCGGGAAGCUGCGGAGCGAGAAAUGAGGCAGCGAGACCGCGAGCUGCAGCAGGGCAUGGGCCGCAUGAGGAGAGGGCUGCUCUACGACAGUGACGACGAAGACGAAGAGCGUCCUUCGCGGAAGAGGAGGCUGGCAGAACGGGCUGCCGAUGGCAUGGAAGAGGAGGAUGAAGACAUGAUUGAGAGCAUUGAGAAUCUGGAAGAUAUGAAGGGGCAUUCGGUGAGGGAGUGGGUUUCCAUGGCAGCUCCCCGGCUUGAGAUCUACAACCGCUUCAAGAACUUCUUGAAGACCCAUGUGGAUGACCAUGGGCACAACGUCUUCAAGGAGAGGAUCAGCGACAUGUGCAAAGAGAACAGAGAGAGUCUGGUGGUGAACUACGAGGAUCUGGCAGCCCAGGAACAUGUCCUUGCCUACUUUCUGCCUGAGGCCCCAGCAGAAAUGCUGAAGAUCUUUGAUGAGGCUGCCAAGGAAGUGGUGUUGGCCAUGUACCCCAAAUAUGAUCGCAUUGCUCAGGAGAUCCAUGUCCGUAUCUCCUACCUCCCUCUGGUGGAAGAGCUGCGGUCACUCAGGCAACUGCACUUGAAUCAGCUGAUCCGGACCAGCGGAGUGGUGACGAGCUGCACAGGGGUCCUGCCUCAGCUCAGCAUGGUCAAAUACAACUGCAGCAAGUGCAGCUUCAUCCUGGGACCCUUCUUCCAGUCCCAGAACCAGGAGGUGAAACCUGGUUCUUGUCCAGAGUGUCAGUCUCUGGGCCCCUUUGAAAUCAACAUGGAAGAGACAGUCUAUCAGAACUAUCAGCGCAUUAAAAUCCAGGAGAGCCCUGGGAAGGUGGCUGCUGGCAGGCUGCCCCGCUCCAAGGAUGCUAUUCUCCUCGCCGACCUGGUCGACAGCUGCAAGCCAGGGGAUGAGAUUGUGAUUAAAACGUUGAGCAGGGAGCCUGCUCCAGCCUGUGCAGAGCCUCCUCAGAGGUCCAGGAGCAGCUCCCUGCAGCUUUGUGAAGUGGGUCCUGGGCCAGAAUCCACCUGUCUCGCCCCAUGUCUUUUAUCCUUCGGUAAGGAGUUGCCUCCUCCUCUCCCCCCGCAGGCAACCGGCAGCAUCCCCAUCACGGUGCGACACAUCGAGUCCAUGAUCCGCAUGGCCGAGGCUCACGCCCGCAUGCACCUGCGGGACUACGUGGUGGAAGAUGACGUCAACAUGGCCAUCAGGGUGAUGCUGGAGAGCUUCGUCGACACGCAGAAGUUCAGCGUGAUGCGGAGCAUGCGCAAGACGUUCUCCCGGUACCUCUCAUUCAAGAGAGACAACAACGAGCUGCUGCUGUUCAUCCUGAAGCAGCUGGUGGCAGAGCAGGUGAUGUACCAGCGGAACCGCUACGGGGCCCAGCAGGACGCCAUAGAAGUCCCAGAGAAGGACCUGGUGGAUAAGGCCCGGCAGAUCAACAUCCACAACCUCUCUGCCUUCUACGACAGCGAAGUGUUCAGGAUGAACAGGUUCAGCCGGGAUGUGAAGCGGAAGCUGAUUCUCCAGCAGUUCUGAGGCUGCAGCAGCGUUUGUGAGACGAGACCUUCCCCUGCAGCCCUUCCAGGGGCACCGCGGAGAUCGUGAUCCAGAGGGACUAAGCUGCACAUUCUCUUGCUCACUUUGUGCCUUAUGGAUUGAGGGAAUGCUGAGCUGCUGAAGACCUUGUAAAUAGAACAGAAUUAAUUAGCUAAAUGCCCAGCCAAGUCCAUUUAGCAGCUUUGUUCACUGUUUUGCCUUGUGGGUUAAGCACAACAGGGGGAGGUCUGCUGGCCACAUAGAUGUUUGCUGUUUGUCGCUAGUUGUUAGGGGCUCAUCUGCAGCAGGGACCAAGUGGGAGCAUUGGAAAGGCAUUUGCCUUAUCCACGCCCCUUGGACUGUAAGCACCCUCAGAGAUUCUCUUUCCCCAUCUCUGGCGACUGGGUGAUAACUGAGACUGCUUUCAACUCGCCAUGACCCAGGCAGCCUCAGCCCCGGGCCUUUGUGCCUGACACUUGACAUUUCCUCAGGUGCCCACGGGGGUUGACCUUGUGCUUGGUUUCUGCAAGGGAGGGAGGGCUGCAGAGGAAGAUGAGAACUGAAAUAAAGCAUAACUAUUUCUAAUAUUAGUGAUGAUCUUUAUGGGCAGUAAAAGCUCCUUCAGUACAUUCUGGGCAGUGUCUAGAAGCCUUAGGGAAGGGGCUUCCCCUGCCUUGCUGGGUGUAAAGGGGCAGCGGAUGCGAGUUUGUGGCUGGGUCAAAGUGCUCUCGUCCCAUUUGUUGAGGGUGAAGUACCCAUGGUGCUGGUUUGGAGAGCAGCAGUGGAGGAGCCCUGAGCUGGAGGUGCUCAGGGGAGACAGGAUGGACUCAGUGCUUACAUGCCAUUUUACUGCGUGCAUUUUAAAUACAUG
Messenger RNA from Athene cunicularia (burrowing owl), 3088 nucleotides. It is a transcript of the gene MCM2, whose product is annotated as minichromosome maintenance complex component 2. Gene Ontology annotation, cellular component: MCM complex; nucleus. Gene Ontology annotation, molecular function: ATP binding; single-stranded DNA helicase activity; 3'-5' DNA helicase activity. The record is from RefSeq and is a predicted model, not a curated record. Gene Ontology annotation, biological process: double-strand break repair via break-induced replication; mitotic DNA replication initiation. NCBI's taxonomy places the organism in Eukaryota, Metazoa, Chordata, Aves, Strigiformes, Strigidae.